AUGCCUAGCCUCUUCAACAAAAUCAAGGGCUCUGGAAAUCCCUCCACGACACCCGCCGCCAAAGACGCCCCUGCCAAGAAGAAGGAUGAUAUUACGACAGAAGUCACUCCGCUGGAGAAGAUGCUCCAAAACGCUGGCGCUCUUACACAAGACGGCCGCGACAGAUUCCUCGGCUUCGAGAACUUUGGAAAUACUUGCUACUGCAACUCCAUCGUCCAGGCCCUUUUUCACUCCGAUCAAUUCCGCGAAGGCGUCCUAAACUAUCCAUCUCUAUCCCCGACGGAUACCCCGAACGGCAUCCCAUACAAGCCAAAUGUCACGAUUCGACCGCCUGUUGCACCCACUACGCCCGCAACGCCGCAGAAGCAGCCCAAGCUCUCCACAUCUCAAGUCCUGAAGCAGCGCCAGGCUAUCAACUCGGGUCAGCCUAUUCCCGGUCAGCAGCCCGUCAAACCAGAGGACAAACCCGACACGCCUGAAUACAAGAAGAAGCAGGCCAUGCUCAAAGGGCCCAUUCUCGAGCUCGCCCAAGAAAACCGUGUGCCCUUUGGCAUGGACGAAUGCACAUUUACCGGCCUCAAGGACAUUUUCAUGGCCGUCACGCAAAGUAACUCCAGAACCGGAGUGCUAAGUCCGCAACGAUUCUUAGAGAUUUUUAAGCGUGACAAUGAAAUGUUCCAGAGCUCGAAUCAUCAGGACGCCCACGAGUUCUUGCGUCUCGUGCUCACAGACGUCAUUGCCAGCGUCGACAAUCACGCCAAGCAUAUCCAGGAUCAGUUUGGCACAAAUGGAACCGCAAAUGGCGUUUCCGAAUCUCUGCACAACGCUCUCUCUGUGGGGCUCCAAAAUGGCUCACCGUACAACUCACCAGGUACAGGCUGGGUGCACGACGUCUUUGAAGGCGUUGUGACGUCAGAAACAAAAUGUCUGACUUGCGAGACGGCGUCACAGCGAGAUCAGACCUUUUUGGACUUGUCCAUCGCUCUAGAUGAACACACUUCUGUUACAUCGUGUUUGCGCAAGUUUUCUGCCGAAGAGAUGUUGUGUGAGAGGGACAAAUUUCAGUGCGACCACUGCGGUGGCCUUCAGGAAGCUGAAAAACGCAUGAAGGUCAAGAAACUACCGAAGGUUCUUACUCUGCAUCUAAACCGUUUCAAGUACACAGAAGACUACAGUCGUGUGCAGAAGCUCUUCCACAGAGUUGUGUACCCUUAUCACCUUCGCAUGUUCCAUACUGCCGACGAAGCGGAAGACCCAGAUCGUCUCUAUGAAUUGUAUGCUGUCAUCGUCCAUAUCGGCGGCAACGGUUAUCACGGGCAUUAUGUCUCCAUCAUCAAGACCAAGGAUCGCGGCUGGCUCUUGUUUGACGAUGAAAUGGUCGAGCCUGUCGACAAGCACUUUGUCCGCAAUUUCUUCGGCGACAGGCCUGGAAUGGCCACCGCCUACCUCUUGUUCUACCAAGAAACGACCUUCGAAAAGGUUCGCGCUGAGCAGGAAGCUGAAGGGAGGGAAGAGGUCCGACUCGCCACGGAGGCCGCCAACAUUGCACACGAGGAAAGCGACAAAGCAGAGGACACACCCCUAUCUCGGCAGAAGACGCAACCAACGCCUGUGCUACCUGAGCAGGAUCAACUGUCCAACCUCGCUCACGCCAAAACGGCGCCGGAUUUGACGCCGCAGUCGCCGGUUCCGAACCAAGCAUCUGUCCCUCCGACGCCCAGCAUUCCUUCAGCAUUAACACCUGCCAAGUCAAAGGAUGAGCUGAAACGCGAGAAAAAGGAACGCGAAAGUGCCGAAAAGGCGGCUCGCCAGCAAGAAAAGGAAGAUAUGAAAGCCAGAGACAAGGAGAUGAGAGAGUCCGAGCGACACCGUCGCGAUCAAGCCAUUUCAUUGAUUCAGGCUCGACGCCAAGAGCAGGACCAGCUAGAAAAGGUGCUGCAGGCGAGCAAAAAGUCAGCCGCCAAAGAAGACGGCGCACGGAAAAAGGAGGAGGGUAACGGUGGCGCCUUUGGUUUCCUCGACCGCUCCAAGCGCGGCAGCAAGUCGGGCAGCCGCAAGGCCUUUGGCCUAUUCGGCAAGGAUCGAAACGGCGAUGAUGCGGCGGGAGACGUAGCAGUGAACGGCGAUUCGCCCGAGAAGGAAAAGACGAAAAGCCGUUUGAGCAUAGGCCUGGGCCGCAAGAAGAGCACCAAUCUUUUAUCAUAG
Messenger RNA from Akanthomyces muscarius, 2205 nucleotides. RefSeq lists its product as uncharacterized. The record is from RefSeq and is a predicted model, not a curated record. Lineage: Eukaryota; Fungi; Ascomycota; Sordariomycetes; Hypocreales; Cordycipitaceae. Bases 1 to 2205 code for a protein of 734 amino acids. The transcript is spliced from 4 exons. Gene Ontology annotation, cellular component: cytosol; nucleus. Gene Ontology annotation, molecular function: cysteine-type endopeptidase activity; cysteine-type deubiquitinase activity. Gene Ontology annotation, biological process: protein deubiquitination.